AUGCCCACUCCUAGCAGCCGCAAGGCACAGGCCUGCACCUUCACCGAUAACUUUAGACACUCGCCUCUUCAGGGUGCUAAAGACGUCGAUGGAGAAAGUGCACCUGCCUCGGACGCAUUCUGUACCGCAAAGUUUGAACCUGUAGAUGGAGUGAGCAACGACAUGAGCCCAGCCCUCUCAAGUUCACACGCCAGUGUGUCUAGGGCAAGAAUCCCCACAAACUCGCCCACUAAUAAGCUCUGCAUUGGAUCCGUGGCUCCGGCAAGUUUGGGCUCUGUGAUCCCUUCUACAACAGUCAAUCACUGGCAGGAGUUCCAACAUUGCAAGUCGAGCUGCCUCAGGCUCCUCGACCAAAACAUUGUCGACUUCGUUAGAGAGAGCCACGACCAGAUGCAGCAGUUGUGUUUGGGAGAGAAUGCACAAGAAACAUUCGAUGCUCUUGUGACACUGGAUACCAAGGAGGGUGAGACGGAAGAGGAAAUGCUAAAAUGGACAAAAGGCUUGCAGUGGGCAUGUCUUCUUCUGAGAAAAUACACCAAGAGAGCCAAGGGGACUGUUUCCCAUAUCCUCACCGCCAUUGCCUUUGCCCAAUGGUAUACAUCACAAACACGAUUGAUUAGCGGGUCUGCAUCUGACCCAACGGCCGCCUCGAGACAAGUACUGUCAAGCAUCCUCGAUCACUGGCCCAAGAGUGUUAGAGAAAGAUGCAGAAAGCAGCUGAACACUGGUCUCGCCUGCGGGUUGAAGUGGGGCUUCUUGGCCAAGGCCGUGGGUUUUGGUAUUUUCUUCAAGGGCGCAUGGCAGCUCGCAAAGUCCGAAAACCAUGUCUUGAAUGAACUGGCCAAAGGGCUACGCAAAAAACCGAAGAAGAUGGCAGUUUUAGGUCUGUUGCAAGAUCAGUUCAAACUAUUGUUGACGACUGGCAGAGCAGACCCAGACAGAUUCUUCCACGGCCUAGUGGGUAAACGCCUAUGGUCUUCGGUUGUUGCUGUCGGGCUUGAAGAUUUGUGCAAGCAAGUCCAAGAACGCAUCCCUAGCCGUAUGCUUCUCGUGAAAGAUAGCGGCUUUGCAUUCAACGUCGAUUCACUCCGAACACUUAGUGGAAGAGAAUGGCUUGACGACGAUACCAUUCUCGCUUGUUUGCACUUAUCCGAAAAAUUGCCCUUCGUCCGAGUCGGCUUUUCUAUCCCAAUCCACUGCGAGGAAGGACCUAUAUCACGCCCGCUCGAGAGAGCAGUGAAGCAAAUACUACAAUGGAAGCGAGAAGGGGGGGCGGAGAACCACUUAGUCUACUUUUUCCCGCUCUUUCAGCACCAGAACCACUUCAGCCUCCUUGAGAUAAACGAAAGGGAAAAUUCCAUCUUCCACUACGACUCUCUAUCCGCGGGGGCAAAUGCUCUUGUCAAGGCGGCAUGUGACAGAGAGUUCGCCCAGUUUGAGUACUAUGAGAAACUCGGCUGUCAGGGUGGGCUCCGCCAAAACGAUGGAUACAGCUGUGGCCCCCUCGUCAUCUCGUUUGGCCGUUCGCGGAUGUUGGGUCGACCUCUUAUCUCUGAAUACGAUGGGAGGGAGCUGAGGGCUGAGGCUAUGCAAAUCCUGCGAUGCGGAUUCAAGACUAAAAGGCUGAUUGCUGCACCAACAGGGAAACGAAAGGCUAUAGUGGCGGAACAGCAUGACCUAGGAGUGAGGAGCAAAAGGCAGAAGAGAGGAGGUGAAAAGGAAGCGACUGGAUGA
Fusarium keratoplasticum is the source of this 1734-nucleotide messenger RNA. RefSeq names its product ULP-PROTEASE domain-containing protein. Gene Ontology annotation, molecular function: cysteine-type peptidase activity. The coding region runs from base 1 to 1734 and encodes 577 amino acids. Lineage: Eukaryota; Fungi; Ascomycota; Sordariomycetes; Hypocreales; Nectriaceae. The record is from RefSeq and is a predicted model, not a curated record. Gene Ontology annotation, biological process: proteolysis. The transcript has 3 exons.